AUGGUUCAAGUUGAUAACAUUGAAGAUCAAAGAGACGAAAAAUUAAUUCGGAUUGGAAACAAAUACCAAGCAGAAAUUCCAUCUUUCAUAUUGAAAUUCGACUGCAAUUAUUCUCCAGAGAGUCCAGAUGAUACUACAAAGACACCUACCUUCAACAAAUGUUCAAAUGAUACUUGGACUAAACCAGAAGUAGACAGUUUAAUGCUUGGAUUGUUUAUAUUUGGCAAAAACUUUUCUCAACUGAAAAGAUUCAUUGGUAGCAAGACCAUAGGUGAAGUACAAUUUUUCUACUAUGCAAAAUUCUACAAGUCAGAGAAUCAUAUAAGGUGGCAUGCAUAUAAGAAAGCAAUAAAAGAUAAUGAAGGUAAGGGAAAACUUAUGUCAGAACCAACACAUCAUCAACAAAUUUUGCGUCAUUUACUCAACAAUGAGUCCGAGGAAUGGUGCAAUAAAAUAUUCGAGGUGUGUAAGAAUUUUUGGGGAGGAAAAUUGCCGCUCGAAGACUACGUUUUUGCUUUGAAGGAUGUAGUUGGAGUUGAAGCUUUUGUCGAUGCAGUAGGAAUUGGUACACAAAAUGAUCCUACAAAUCUUGAAGGAAAUGCUAUGAAGUCUAUCUAUGAAAUUCUUGAAGAAAAAGAUUUCUCCAAGAUUACAUCAUAUAUAGAAAUAGUACACAUCCUUUCAGGUGAUUUUAGAAUAAGCAAGACGCAAGCAAGCGACAUUUUCUGGGAGUCUGUUUGGCCUCGUUUACUAGCAAACGGUUGGCAUUCAGAGCAACCUAGUAGUCUUCUUUCUAAUAAGAGUGCUAUAAUUUUCAUUGUCCCUGGAAUUGAAGAAUAUUCGAGGAAACUCGUGAAGGGUGUUGAUUAUUUUGAUUCUAUCAAAGAACUCCUCGAUGAAGUUGCUGCAUACCCUCUACUAAUCAAAGAUCCUGCUUCGAAAAAUGAUUCUGAUAGAAAAGACUCUAAAGGGAAGCAGAUAAAGGAAUCCGAUUACGUUGCUGUAAGGUACUUGGAUAAGGGGAGCACUAGUGGAGCAUCUGCCAACUUUGAAAAAACUCCUUCAGUAGAAACUACUAUUGAUCUUAACUUAGCAGUGACCUUUGAAAAAGUUGAUGGUGAUGAAACUAUGGUGAAUGAAGUUCCUGCUGAGGUCAAAUUUGAUGACUCUAAUGCUGUUACAGUUCCAACAUCAGAGGGUCACAUCGGGAAUCAAGCUGUAGAAACUCCGAGGAAGAGUAGAAGACCUUCAAAACCAACAAAGAGAGCAUUGGAAGCUGUUGUCGAUAAGUAUGAAGAGGAUACGAGACUUAACACUUGGAAAAUAGGCAACCAAGAUCCUAUCUUCAAGCAAUACAGCUUGCCAAAGGGUGAGGUUGGUUACCCCAGUGGAAUUUUUAACCCUUUGAACUUUGCACCAACUUUGGAGGCUAAAGAGAAGGAAAUUUCUAACGGUAGAUUGGCAAUGUUGGCAUUCUUGGGAUUUAUCAGUCAGCACAAUGUCACAGGAAAAGGACGAUUUGAUAACCUCUUGGAGCACCUUUCAGACCCAUGGCACAACACCAUUGUUCAAACACUGAGUGGCGGCAACUAA
Molecule: messenger RNA, 1593 nt
Organism: Medicago truncatula (barrel medic)
Lineage: Eukaryota; Viridiplantae; Streptophyta; Magnoliopsida; Fabales; Fabaceae
Exons: 3
Coding region: 1-1593 (530 amino acids)
Cellular component (GO): nucleus
Molecular function (GO): transcription corepressor activity
Source: RefSeq, a predicted model, not a curated record